Messenger RNA from Helianthus annuus (common sunflower), 1691 nucleotides. RefSeq names its product nudix hydrolase 8. Bases 312 to 1520 code for a protein of 402 amino acids. The transcript is spliced from 7 exons. Gene Ontology annotation, molecular function: ADP-ribose diphosphatase activity; NAD binding; NADH pyrophosphatase activity. Lineage: Eukaryota; Viridiplantae; Streptophyta; Magnoliopsida; Asterales; Asteraceae. The record is from RefSeq and is a predicted model, not a curated record.
UAAGCUACACACCCUCACACUCGCUCCUCCACCACACGAUCUCUUGAUUUUAAUCUUCAAACCAAACCAAACCUUGCAGUUUCACACAAACCCCAUUUCACUAAUUCCCUUUUUCACCUUUAAAAAUAUCUCAUUUUCUAUUUCUUGAUCCUUCCUUCCUUGUAUACGCACCAGCUUUAGUUUUCCCCGACAUUGAUAAUCUCCAACAACUCCCCUUGUUUUAAUCAAGAUUCUUCAAGUAGACCUUUUUUUUUAUAGUUUGAUAACUUAUCUGGGUAUCAUUCAUUGACCUUGUGGUGUAGAUUUGAGUAAUGGAUUUGAAACUAUUUGAUCCCAAAUCAGUUUUUCUGUCAAAUUUGAUUGGUCAAAAGGGGAUGUUGUCUUUCUCCACUUUUAACUUCAAGGCUGCCUCUCUUAACCUCUCCCCCUUCUUCAUCCGUUCUUACAAAGGUGCUUCUCAUGAGGCUGCUUGUUUAAGCACUUCUUCACCAGAUGGUGUUAGUUUAGUUGGGAAAGAACAGUAUGGUGUGGAAACUCAUACAUAUCGAUACGAUGGCUCAAGCACAAACUUUGGUAGUAGCAUUUUGUUUAGGGAAAAGCGAGUUCUCGAUGCAUUUGAUGAUGAGUAUGGUGGUGUUGUUGUAAAUCCAGAGAAACUACCAUCCGAUACGGAUGUUUUCGUCUCUAUUCUUCGAUCAUCUCUUUCACUUUGGAGGACAGAGGGUAAGAAAGGAAUUUGGCUAAAGUUGCCUGUAGAAAAAUGUGAUCUUGUUCCUAUAGCAAUAAGGGAAGGGUUUCAGUACCAUCAUGCGGAAAGAGGAUACGUUAUGAUGACAUAUUGGAUUCCGGAUGAACCAUGUAUGCUACCUGCCAAUGCUUCCCAUCAAGUAGGGGUCGGGGGUUUCGUGAUGAAUGACAAGAAUGAGGUUCUUGUGGUCCAAGAGAAACACUGUGCACCUGAGCUUGCUGGGCUUUGGAAGUUACCAACUGGAUUCAUUCUUGAGGUGUGCAUUGUUACACUUAAUCUUACACUUGCUUUCUACAUAACUCACAUUUACAUUUUUUUAAAAGAAAUUGUUUUUCCUUUUGAUGUUAAACAGUCAGAGGAGAUAUUCAGUGGAGCGGUGAGAGAAGUGAAAGAGGAAACCGGGAUUGAUACUGAGUUUUUGGAAGUUAUAGCUUUCAGGCAUGCGCACAAUGUGGCUUUUGAAAAAUCCGAUUUGUUCUUCAUCUGUAUGCUGAGACCAGUUUCAAGUGAUAUCAAGAUUGAUGAUCUUGAAGUUCAAGCAGCCAAGUGGAUGGCACUUAGGGAGUUUGUUGAACAACCGUUAAUCAAAGGAGACAAUAUGUUCAAGAAGAUCAUCGACAUGUGCAUUGCUAGGAUGGGGAAGCGCUACUGUGGAUUAUCUGUCCAUAAAGUGGUGUCUAAGUUCGACAACAGAUUAUCUUCCUUGUAUUAUAACGUUGUUGAUGAUCAAAGGCUUGGUUGUUCUUCCCAUGAUUCUUGCACCUCAACUUGAUCCUAACUCAAUGUAUCUGUUGUUAAAAGGAUAACUAUAUGCUGCUGCUGUAUAUAUGUGUAUACUAGCUAGAAGGAGGUGGUUUGUGAAAUGUAUAUUCGGUCAUAAAUGUAUAGAUGCUUAUUACAUAAUGGUAAUCCAUGUCUACACAGUAUGUGUAGACCUUAUAUA